This is a messenger RNA of Saprolegnia diclina VS20, 996 nucleotides long. RefSeq lists its product as hypothetical. NCBI's taxonomy places the organism in Eukaryota, Oomycota, Saprolegniomycetes, Saprolegniales, Saprolegniaceae. The record is from RefSeq and is a predicted model, not a curated record. The transcript has 4 exons. The coding region runs from base 23 to 931 and encodes 302 amino acids.
GCGCAUUAGAUCACAAGCUGCCAUGGCCUCCAACAAGGCCUUCGUCGAGGCGUCGGCCGGCUCCGUUGGUGCGCUCUUCGCUUGCCUCGCGCUCUUCCCGCUGGACGUGGCCAAGACCAAGCACCAGGCGUCGGUCAAGUCGACCGAGGAAACAAGCGAUGACAAGACAAAGACGCGCAAGGAAGAUACGUUGAGCAUCUGCAAGACGAUCUGGGACACGGAAGGCGUCGCAGGCCUCUUCGCUGGGCUUGGGCCGAAGGCCAUCCACACGGUGCUCUCCAACUUUUGCUACUUUUACUGGUACGCGUGGCUCAAGUCGUUCUACGAGAAGAAGGUCGGGUCGCUCUCGACGGCCGCCAACUUGGCGAUCGGUGCGCUCGCCGGCGCGAUCAACAUGAGCAUGACGCUGCCGUGGGAGGUCAUCUCGACGUACAUCCAGACGUCCGGGAACCCGAACCAGAGCCAAUGGGACGUGCUCCAGGCCUUGUACAAGCAGGAUGGUGUCUUUGCGCUCUGGAAGGGCUACAUCCCGUCGCUUGUGCUCGUGUCCAACCCCGCGAUCAACUAUACGAUUUUCGACCGGCUCAAGCUCCAGCUCGUCUCGGCGUCCACGUCGCUGAGCGCGCUUCAAGCGUUCGUGCUCGCGGCCAUCGCCAAGUCGAUUGCCACCGUUAUGACGUACCCGAUCAUCCGCGCCAAGGUUAUCAUGCAGGCCAAGUCGACCGACGAGGACGACAAGAAGAGCAGCAUGACGGACAUUCUGCAGCGCAUUUGGGCGACGGACGGUCUCCACGGUUUCUUCAAGGGCUGCGAGGCGCAGCUCUUCAACACAGUGCUCAAGAGCGCGCUCUUGCUCAUGACCAAGGAGCAGAUUACGUUUCUGACUCUCAAGCUGCUCGGUGGCGCGACCAAGUCGACAGCGACGCGCUAAGCCAGGCCCGAUGCUACUAUGUACAGGGCCGUUGUGAAGCUAUAAAGAACAGACUUUGACCGGAA